AUGAGCUCAAAUUCAACUAUUCAUUAUAAAUUACAUAAACAACUCGAUGAAUCUAGUCUAAGCGCAGUGGCCACAGUUAUUCUAUCCACCGUCGAUCAAUUACUCUGCAAAUACAACUACCUGUGGCACAAGGACCCAUUCGAGUUGACCGUCUCCGAUAAUGCCCUUAAUGGUUCCAUCCGAGUGGGCGAUUCGAUUGAGGAUGAGUGGGUUACUCUCUGGAUUCUUAUCCAACUUUCCAUCACUUAUGAUUUUGUUAUUGAAACACACGACGACGACGGUCAGUUCAUCCUCAUUGAGGCUGCUGAACAGCUACCUAGCUGGCUCACUCCAGAGAGGGCUGUGAACAGGCUAUGGGUGUACAAGGGGAGGCUACACUUGAUUGGAUUGGAAUCACACCCAGACACUCCAUUAAGCACAAGCACAGCUAUCCAACUUAUCACUAACCCCUCCACACCCACUCUCGCCCCUUUACAUGUCGAAAACGCCGCUUUCUCCCGCACGCAUAUCUAUCCUGAAGCGUUAAGCAGCCAUCAGCACACUUUCAACGCUUUCCUUCCAUCGCCACUUGCACACCUUUGCGCACUCACCAGCACACACACUCCACACCGACAACUGGCUUCCACCCUCACUCAAAUGGCCGUAGAAGCUUUCUGUUCGCGCGACGCAGCUGGUACACGCGCAGCUCAGAGGAUGUCGCGUUUUAAACCCACGCAGGCACAUGGAUCAAAUGGCUCUGACUCACUCCCCGUCUCCCUCACCCUCACUCGCACCGCCUACGCUCAACUCCAAGGCCAGCCCUUCCACCCCCCUAGAGUAUUUAACAGCGAUAGAUGGCCCAACUCGGGUAAAGAACGCGAUUGGCGUGAUAAAGGUAUGAAAUUGGCCUGUGGGUUUGAGAUUCUAUAUGAUGAGAGUAAAGGGGAUGUCCGGGGUGCACAAGGUACACUAAAUACACAAAACUCUCAAAACUCUCAAAACCCUCAAGAUACUCCUUCUCCGCAACUCACCAAAUACCUCAACACACUCCUCCAAAUAGGUUUCUUCAAGGGCGAGAUAGAGGGUAGUGCGGCGUACGUGGAGAGAUACACGCAGGCAGUGCAUACGUGGCACUCUAUCAGACAGGCUGGGGGGGAGUAUGACAAACGUUUCUCCUUUGCGGGCGAGGUUGAGCGUUUGCUUGGGGAGAGUGAGGAGGAUGACCGUGGACACGCUCACUCUCACACCAACACCAAUAUCCUCCCUGAAGACGACGAUAGCUGGCUCAACAUCAACGCUGACAGUUUCGACGAUUACCUCGCUCAGCGUAUGCAGGGAAGUCACGCGGAGCGUCACCAUGACGCACACCUACACUCCUCCGCUGACACUCUAGCCCACUUUAGCGAUAAGCUUCACGCUUUUGUCGAUCGUGAGGGUGGUAUGGACCAAGCUAAAUUCGGUGAAGAUGACUUAUUUUCCGAUGAGGAGGGGGAAAGCAGUGGUGAGAGCGAUAGCGAUAGCCAAGAUGGAAACAAAAAGAAGGAUAAAGAUAAAGAAGCAGACGCAGACAAAGCUACAAACUCAAUUGCAGAAAACACCCAGACCAAACAACACCGUCUAAACACCCUCGUCCCUUCACUGAAUAAAGAUGAAUGGGGAGCAUCGACGCAGAAGCCAUCGCAACAGGAGAAACAGCGUGAAGAAGAUGCCACAGUUGAUAUUUCCCCUGCAAACCAAACACACCUCCUCAACACACUCCAUCAAUACAUCUCCGACCCCAUCGAACAGAGACAGGUAGAGGAAGAUGCCCGGCUGCGUCGCCCACAUUUUGCACCUGAGAAAUACGACGGUUGGUCAGAUGAGGAGGAGGAGGACGGUGGAAAUGAGGAGGCUAGAGAUGCGGAGAGACUCAAGAGUGGAGUUAAGGAAUUAGGGCAGGAUGAGAUGGAGGAUGUCGAGAACCUUCCCCAGGUUGUCAAUCUCCAUGCUGAAGACGAUAUUGAUAUGCAAAAUGAACAGACUGAUUUCCUCGCCUUUUCUAGAGAGGCGCUUGGGAUUGAUGACAAAAUGUGGAACAAGAUCCUCACUGAGAGGAGAGCAAAUGGUGCUUUUGUGCCGGAUGAUGAAAGGAUGGAGAAGAGAAAUGUGGAUGAUGAUGAUGAUGAUGUGGAGGAGUCACCAUCACACCAUCCACAACCACCAAAACCACAACCCAGGAUGGAAGACGUACGCGACCAGGAUGCACCACAAACUCACACUCCCACUCACAAUGCCAAACCAAACGAUAAACUUGACUCGUUCGAAGCCGUCAUGCACGCAAUGGAUACUGAACUGGCAAGAGCGAAACCUAAAGCUGAGACAAGUCAAAACACAAGAGAAAGCGGUGUGUCUGAAGAACUCGAUGAAGAUGAACAGCUGCGUGCAAUGGACCACGAGCUCAAAUCUAUCUUAUCACGCGUUGAUCCUAACAACGAGACACUGGAUGACAAUUUCGACGACCAAGAUAUUGACGACGAACAACUCCAACAGGGUGACUACUCGACUAUGAGGAACUUCCUCGAAUCUUUUAAAGCUCAGAGUGGCCUCAGUGGACCCGUAAGCAAUCUUGCUGGCUCAUUUGGUGAGAGGCUGCCGAGAGAUUACGAGUGA
Molecule: messenger RNA, 2628 nt
Organism: Wallemia ichthyophaga EXF-994
Lineage: Eukaryota; Fungi; Basidiomycota; Wallemiomycetes; Wallemiales; Wallemiaceae
Product: Protein SGT1
Exons: 2
Coding region: 1-2628 (875 amino acids)
Cellular component (GO): nucleus
Source: RefSeq, a predicted model, not a curated record